AUGUCGAGAAGCAAGGCCCGCGAGCUUGCAGCCAUGCUAGCAGAUUCCUCUUCACUGGGGAGCCGUGAUCGCCGCUUGCCAAGCCUACCUCGGUGCACAUCAGCGUUGAGGCAGAUGGCUGGAGCACGUGAAUGGCAGAAUGCUACAGCCUUGCUGGAGGAGAUGUGGCGCCAGGGCCCGUGGCCGGACGCAACCUGCUUAAAUGCGGGGAUUGGGGCCUGCGCCAGAGCUGCAGCGUGGCAAGCAGCCUUGUCAUUGCUGGAAGUGAUGCCCACUGCAGGCCUUGAAAGAAACUACAUUAGCUUCAAUGCUACGAUCACAGCCUGUGCGCGUGCUCGUCAUUGGGAGGUGAGCCUCCAGCUACUAAAUGCCAUGGAAGAAAACCAGAUCGCAUCAAGCCCUGCAACCUUGGGUGCCGCUGUGUCGGCCUGUGAGCGCGGUUCUCACUGGCCUGGCGCAUUGCAUUUGCUGGAUGAGGGCUGGCAAAAGGGGCCCGAGCCCAAUGUGUUGGCCUUGAGCGCAGCUAUGAAUGCAUGCGGACAGGGGCAAAGAUGGGAUUUGAGCCUUCAUCUUCUUCAUGAAGCGGCUGAGCGGAGCGUUGAAAUUGAUGGAAUCACCUUCAAUUGUGCCUUGGGAGCUUGUGCUCGGGCACGAAGGUGGGAAGAGGCCUUGGUGCUCCUGUCUGAUAUGGAAAGCCUCAAGCUAGCGCCCGAUGAAGUUACUCACAAGAUGGUGAACACCGCCGUUCUGGACCUAGGUGUCUCUGCCUCUGAGUUGCUCUCUGGCGAGGACAAAGCGCGAUUGUCAAGGCAGCCUUCCGCCGACAGAGCAGCUUUGGAUGGUAGGGUUUAUGGUCACUUGCCCAUCCUUUGUGACGAGGUGGUGCAGGCUCUCCAGCCGGACACCUACCGGAAGCCCAUUUUUGUGGAUGCAACGUUUGGUCGGGGUGGACAUUCCAGGAGGUUGCUGGAAGUGCCAGAGGCCACAGUUUUUGCGUUGGACCUGGACCCUAGCGCUGUGUCAGAGGCAAGGCGCCUUGCUUCUAUCGAGCCGCGCCUGAUGCCUGUGCAUGCUGCCUUUGGUGAUCUCAUCCAGGUGCUCCCUCCUGCGACGGAGCUGCAAGGUCUAUUAGCUGAUUUGGGUGUAUCUUCCCCACAGCUGGAUCAAAAGCAUCGUGGCUUCUCGCCUAUUGAAGAUGGGCCUUUGGACAUGCGCAUGAAUCCACGCAAGGGUAUCCCCGCUUCCGAAUGGCUGGACAACGUGACGCCGGAAGAACUGGCUUGGGUUCUCUGCAGCUAUGGAGAGGACCGGGACCCCUUUCUUGCAGCACGUUUAGCAGAGGCCAUUUGUGCCAAGCGUCCAUUGCAGCGAACCAUUGAACUGGCGGAGGUGGUUGCUGACGUGAAGGCGAAGACCGUGGGUAGCAGCCCUUUCCAGCAGCCAGCGAGGCUGGUCUUUCAGGCGAUCCGCUCACACCUCAAUCAGGAGCUGCAAGAGUUGGAGAAGCUACUAGGUGCCGCCUUCCAAUUGCUGAUGCCUGGGGGGCGCGCAGUGAUCGUGUGCUUUAAGGGUGCUGAGGUAGCUGCAGUGAGGAGUUGGUUGCGACAGAAUGAGGACUGCAAGGCAGAGGUGGCAGAAGGUUUGCCGGAGGACCGGCUUGUUGCCCUCUACCCGUUGCUGCAGCGCAGCUUUCAGGAGCAGCCUUGGUGCGUGCGAGAGGUGCAGGACCCACUCAAACCUUCGGCUGCAGAGGUUCAGGCCAACACUCGAGCACGCUCAGCGCGAGCGCUCGUUCUUGAGAAGCGAUGCCGUGAGUGGGGCAAAAGGAUGAAACACGCGUCAGUCAGAUGA
Messenger RNA from Durusdinium trenchii, 1851 nucleotides. The record is from the annotation of a GenBank genome assembly. NCBI's taxonomy places the organism in Eukaryota, Dinophyceae, Suessiales, Symbiodiniaceae.